UUGACAGGCGCUGAUGAAACUGAUGACACAUGAAAGUCACCGGUAAAACAAUCGGGCCGUAGGAGUUUUAGUUUUCGAGACAGCCAAACAGAAACAUGUAUUAAACAUGCUGAAGGUAUAUUAUAUGCUUUUACGGUAUAUCAGUGGUUAUUAAAACGAUAUCCCUUUGUUACGGUGCUAGCCUUAUAACCGUUAACGGUACACAAUCAGUUAUAGACCUCAAAAUACAGGCUGCUUGGUCUCUGUGAAAGCUUUUCCACCAUCCUCGUCAUUUUAAACCAUAAAUGGCAAGGAGCCUUGGUCGAAUAUGCAAGGGCUUUCAAUGCCUCGGCUCACUCUCGUCUAUACAGACUCAACUCAGACAACCAUCUACCAGCGUUUCAGUCAGGGGGACCACCUUUGUACGGACCAUGGUGCAGGCGCUGCCAUCGCUCUUUUCCUCCAAGCCCCGGGACUUCAGCCUGCCUAACUCCUCAUGGGGCUCGGAAAUGAUGCGGUUGUACGAGCAUUAUAACAGUCAGUGUGAGGUGGAGACGGAGGGAGGAGAGAAACAGGAAGGGCCAUGGCGGAGACUGCCAAGCUACAAUCGCCUCCUCAAGUAUGCUACAGGUGGAGUGUAUCUUAGUAAGAUAAUCCAGUCAAAAGCUCGUCUUUUUACCCGGAACAUCAGAGACCCGGGGGCAGCAUUUGAGUAUGUUUUGUUUGUUAACAGUGAGGAGCAGAAGUGUGCGUGUGUUUUCCAGGCUGGACACCUUCUGGAGGGGCCACCAGGACAUGUCCACGGGGGGGCAAUAGCCACUAUGAUUGAUACUGUGACAGGGACUCAUGCAACUAUACUCUCUGGACCCGUAAUGACUGCCAACCUUAACAUCAACUAUCGCAGCCCCAUCCCACUGGGAAGCACAGUGUUGCUUGAAUCCUUUCUGGAUAAGAAGGAAGGCAGAAAAACGUUUAUUUCAUGUAAAGUGACCAGCAGCAAUGGCUCCAAACUGCACACAGAAACCACAGCACUGUUCCUGUCAAUCAAUUUCAGCCACCUACUACUGGGAGAGUGACACAAGCACUGUCAGCAAGCUGAGGCCACAACGUGUGUGUGUGUGUGUGUGUGUGUGUGUGUGUGUG
This is a messenger RNA of Perca flavescens (yellow perch), 1122 nucleotides long. RefSeq names its product thioesterase superfamily member 4 (gene them4). The transcript has 6 exons. The record is from RefSeq and is a predicted model, not a curated record. Bases 285 to 1055 code for a protein of 256 amino acids. NCBI's taxonomy places the organism in Eukaryota, Metazoa, Chordata, Actinopteri, Perciformes, Percidae.